This is a messenger RNA of Rhopalosiphum maidis (corn leaf aphid), 6246 nucleotides long. RefSeq names its product filaggrin (gene MTA1-like). The transcript has 13 exons. Gene Ontology annotation, molecular function: histone deacetylase binding; transcription coactivator activity; chromatin binding. Gene Ontology annotation, biological process: negative regulation of transcription by RNA polymerase II. Gene Ontology annotation, cellular component: nucleoplasm; NuRD complex. The coding region runs from base 503 to 5194 and encodes 1563 amino acids. The record is from RefSeq and is a predicted model, not a curated record. NCBI's taxonomy places the organism in Eukaryota, Metazoa, Arthropoda, Insecta, Hemiptera, Aphididae.
UGUGUUGGUGAGUGUCCCUCCGUCCGUGUGUGUGUGUGUUUGUGUACGUGCGCCGCGCGCGUGUGUGUGUGUGCGCUCUUGCUGUGUGUUUGUGUGUGUGUGUGUGUGCAAAGGAUAACAACACCGACGUCGUACGUACGUGUUUGUUUGGUCGUCGCCGUUUGUUUAUUUACAAUCGUGUGUAUUAUUUGUGUGUGUUCGUUGUCCGGCACAACAGUCGAAAUAGCAUUGCUCGAUCAGCGGUAUUCGCACGCUAAUACUGUCCAAGCAUUCCAAACAUUAUACCGGCCGGCGGCGACGACGGCGGUGGCGGCAGUUCGCAAUACACGACAAUAAGAUGCCCUAAGCGGCGUCUUCGGCUUGGUGCAGCCAGUACGUGUUUUCAAUUGAUCCAGCCAAUAGCAACACCUGUCCGACGUCGAAUUCCCGUUCGGAACGAAAAGUGAUUUUGUGCGUUAACGAACAGUUGAAUUUGUUUCGCGUUACAACCCUUCCCAUUCUCAUGGCGGCCAUCAACAGUGGCAGUAAUAAUAGCAACAGCAACAGCACUAGUGCUGGCGGCAGUAACAUGUACCGCGUUGGAGAUUAUGUGUACUUUGAGGCUCAACAGCAGCAACAGCAACAGCAGCAGCAACAAUCUAUGCAUCAUCAACAGCAGCAGCCAUUCCAAAUACGUAGAAUCGAAGAGCUCAAUAAAACUGCCGGUGGUAAUGUUGAAGCAAAAGUCAUGUGUUUUUAUAGGAGACGAGAUCUCCCAGCUCAACUUGUCGCGUUAGCUGAUAAACACCAACAGCAUCAGCAGCAGCAACAAUUGUCGUUGACUUUAUCAUUAUCUCCUGGUGGAAGUAGCGCCAUUAAAGGAUCUGGUAAGCAGUCAUCUACCAUCAAAUCUUCCUCAGCCAGUGAUAAAGAUGCUAGUACGGAUAAGAAAGAACAAGACAGUAGUGCUAGUGGGGCUUUACCAAUGGUGAAAAAAGAGCAGCAGAACGAAGAACAAUCUGCCAGUAAAAUAGAAACAUCUGAAAUUAAUGAAAGUGUAAAAGAAGAACAGCAACAACAACAGGAUGUUGAAAUGCCAGAAGACUUGGAGACUAAUUCGUCUGUAUCCGCUGUUGUCAAAAGUGGAGAAGUUCGAGCAGAUGGUGAUGAGGCUGAAACCAAUGAUAAAUCUUCAGAUAUUGUAAAAGAUGAUGAUAAGACAACACAGAGCACACAACCACAACAUGACUGGUGGCGUGGUGAACAGCUUAAGCAACGUGAAUUGUUUUUAAGCAGGCAAGUGGAAACAUUGGCAGCAACACAUAUACGUGGAAAAUGCACAGUAACAUUGUACAAUGAGACCGAGUCAUUGGACAGUUAUUUAGAAAGAGAGGACACAUUCUUCUAUUGUCUGGUAUUUGAUCCUGUCCAAAAGACAUUAUUGGCUGACAAGGGAGAAAUCCGUGUUGGUCAUAAAUAUCAGGCUGAGGUGCCACCAAAAGCACUAUUUAAUCGUGGUAGUGGUGAUGUAAAUGCAAAAGAUAUAACAGCAACAUUGGCAAAAGGAGAUAUAGUAAAAGAAGAAAAUAUUACUGAUGGUGAUGGAGAAGAGCCAAUGGUAACGGAAUGCAGUCGAGAUGAUGAAGAUGAUGAAGAGAAAGAUGUUGAUGCUAAAUCCUCUACUGCAGUGACUACAGUGACAACAAUAGGAACUGUAACAGCAGUGACAAUGGAAAGUGAUUCUGAACUUGAAACUUUGAUAUGGACAUGUAGGCCCCAGUGGAAUCGUUUGACCGAUAGACAAAUAGAUCAGUUUUUGGUUGUUUCACGAUCAUUAGGCACAUUUGCUCGUGCCUUAGAUUGUACCAGCUCAGUAAAACAGCCUUCAUUGCACAUGUCAGCAGCUGCUGCAUCACGGGACAUCACAUUGUUUCAUGCUAUGGACACACUGCAUAGACAUGGUUAUGAUCUGGGUACUGCUACCUGUUCCCUAGUGCCUAGUACCGGUCCUGUAUUGUGCCGUGAUGAAAUGGAAGAAUGGUCAGCUUCCGAAGCAAAUUUGUUUGAGGAAGCGUUGGAGAAAUAUGGCAAAGACUUUGGUGACAUACGUCAUGAUUUUCUUCCCUGGAAAACGCACAAAAACAUAGUUGAGUACUAUUACAUGUGGAAGACCACAGAUAGAUAUGUGCAACAGAAGCGUGUUAAGGCUGUAGAACAAGAAUCCAAGUUGAAACAAGUGUAUAUACCUUCUUAUAAUGGAUCAACGAGUGGUGGAAAACAGCAGGCUAUAACAUCAGGCGUAACAAUAAAAUCUUCACAGCAACAGCAGCUUGUAAAUGGUAACUCGGCAGCUGUGGAGCUGUAUUCUCCUAAAAAUGGUAGUAGUGGAUUAUCUAUAACAGGGGAAGGACCAUUACAACCUGGAUUAUGUGAUUUAUGUGACGCUGUGUCUUCACAACAAUGGUAUCCAAACACCAUAGGAGCUACAACCGGAACAACCUCAAUAUCUUAUCAUCAGCAAAAUGGAGGAUUAUCUUCUACAUUAUGUCAUGAGUGCUGGACUCAUUGGAAAAAAUAUGGAGGUCCCAGAACUGCUACUUCAGAUAAAAAAGUUAUUGCAACUGCAAGGGGAGGGAGUAUGUCCGGAGACGAAGAUCGACCACACUCAAAUGCGUCGUCUAGUUCUCUAGCAGCAGCAAUGAACUUGAAUGUAUCAGCUGGUGGUGGAAGAUCUUCAUCACAUGGACCCACUAUGUCGACUCCACCCCAUCACCACCACCACCUUAUGCACCUUGGUGGUAGUGGAAGUAGUCACCAUAGCAGUUAUCAUCAUCAGUCACAACACCACCACCAUCAACAGCUUCACCAUCAACAACAACAGCUACAGCAACAACAACACCAAUCGGCAUCGUCUUCACCAAGUGGUGGUGGUUUAUUACUACACCAACCACAUAUUAAUUCGUCUGGAUCAACAACAACUGCUCAUAGGUGCACUAUUAUAGGGUGCCAAGCAGCUCCAUUCAAGAGUAAGUCUCAGCUGCUACGGCAUUACAGUACAGCACAUGGCAUCGGGAUAAAUUCCAAUAGCAGUAGUAGUCCUAGUGCCAUCAUUACGUCAAUUGGUGGUAGCAGUAGAUCUUCUGGAAGUGCUGGUCUUGAUGGUGGUGGAAGUGGAAAAUUAUCACCACAGCCACCACAGCAACAACAAACCAUUUCUGGUGCAGGACUUCUUCACCAUAAUUCUGGAGGACCUUUAAACUUGAACAGCAGCAAUUCGAAUCAACACUCGAUCAGCAGUGGUUCUGCUAACCAAGUAAUUAAUCUCAUUGCAUCAUCAUCUUCACCACAACAACAGCCCAACAACCUAUCUACAAGUGGUGGAGGCAUAACAACAAAUACAGUUAUUGGAGCAGGAGGAGUAGCCACUGCCACUGGUAGGCCAGUUAUGAAGACAAGAACAGCAUUUUACUUGAGAUGUACAUCAUUGGCAAAAGCUAGUAGGCGCCGGUCCGCACAACAAGCAGCUGCUGCACUAUUACAGCAACAGCACCAUCAGAAAAAAGCUUCGUCUAGUGGAAAUCAAACAGCAUCUCUGCUAUCUCCUAUAGCAUCAGCUAUGGUACAGCCUGGAUGCUUAGCCCGUCCUAGAAAUGUAGCUCGAAGACCAUUUGUAUGUGUUCCACAAACAGCACACUCUUACAAACACGAAUGCAUGCUGUCAAUGCAACAUGCUCCAGUCCAUGAACUAAGAGCAUAUUUGAGGGCUGCUGCAGUUAAAGCGCAUGCCCGCCGACCUGGAGUUACUAGAGUAGCCAAUGCAUUAAUAGCUGCUAGGAGAGGUCGUGGUGGUAUGAAUUCAGCAACUGCUGCUGAUAUAGCUGUGCCAGAUUGGUUGUCUCUGCCUUCUCAGCAGCACCAGCAUCAGUCUUCACAUCAUCAUGUUUCGUCUUCAUCGAAACAUGGCAAACAUUCUUCAAGAUCAUCAACGGGCGGACGCGUCGCUUUUCCCAAGCCACCAAAGGCACCGGAUGGAAGUUUGCUAUAUGAACGAGUUCCAAAUAAACAGGAAGCUGCCGCGGCUGCGGCAGCUGCUACUUCUGCAUUGAACAACCCAUCCGCAGCUGCAGCAGCUGCUGCUGCUGCUGCAGCAGUUGGACUGAACCCGGCUGCAGCAGCCGCCAUACUCGGAGCUUUGGGGCCCCCGGGAUCAGCUAGUAGUGGUAGUUCUGCGGGGGCAUCUGGUUCGACAAAUGAUCAAUCGGCUACGGGGUUUGAUGUAGCAGCUGCAGCUGCUGCUCUCUACCAACAGCAGCAGCAACAGCAACAACAACAACUACAACAAGGCUCUUCAUCGUCAAGCAAUAAGAGGCGGCUAUAUGAAACCGAUAGUGCAUCUAUACAACAGCAACCACAACCACAAGCUGGGCCGCCAUCAAAACGUAUGCAUCGGCAGCAACAUCAUUCGCAACAGCAGCAGCAACAACAGCAAUCUUCUGCUCAUCAUCACCACGCCCAACAACACCAACAACCCUCAUCAACGUCACAAGGAGGUAGCGGAGCCGGCGGGGGUGCUGUAGAUGGAAUGCUGGCGUCGAUCGUGGCGCAUCAACAACAGCAACAACAACAGCGAGGUGGUACAUCAAGUGGAGGACCUUUACAAUUGACUGCCACUGGAAGUGGUGGUAAAUCCGGGGGCUCGGCAGGCCACCACCAGUCACAACAGCAUCAGCAGCAUAAUCAUUACAGGACACCAUCAAUGGCUCGAACUGGUAGAAAGCAUGUAAUAUCGUGGACGGACGCUCCUGAUGACCUGUAUUAUAGAUGUACUACAUUGUCUAGAUCUUUACGGAAAGCCAGGAUGACGGGUAAGGAACUAAGGCGGUCGGCACGCAAGCCAUGGCAACCGAUAGCCGCGCUUCUUGGCAUAUCGUUCACAAUGCCGUCCGCUGCUGCAUCGUCGUCGGCGACACCAUUAGGAACAGCAGGGCCUACGGGAUCACCGGCUCCACAAACCAAUAGUACAUCCGGAAAUUCAUCAUCAAUAGGGUCAGCUACACCAUUUGAUAUGUCUACCACUGGUGGUGGUACUAGCAGUAACAAUAGACAACCGUCCACCAUACCGAAUCCGUCGGCGGCACCGAUAGUAGCACCAUGUAUUAGUGGCGCGCUUACAAUGUCGUCACGUUCUAGUGGCGGCGGAAGUAGUCAUCACUAAGUACCACCGUAUUAUGUGGACUUAGGCACUGUUGGUGGUGAACAUCACCAACCGUUUGGACGAUAAUUUAGAAUUUCAAUUUUUUUUUCAUCAUCGUACUAUUUUAUUUUUAUACAUUAACAAUAAUCAUAUUAAUUUUAAUCCGAAUCCUUUCUAUAGGUUGAACCUAAAUAUGCUAAAAUUAUUUUUAUUAUUUUUUUUUUACUAUUAUUAUUAUUUUACUAUUACACACACACACUAUGAUUAUCGGACUUUAUUAUUAUUGAUUACAUAAUACUUGUAACAUUUUUAAUUAAUUAGGUGAUUUUUAUUUUUAUUUUUUUGGCUACACUGAGUAUUUUAUUAUAAUUAAAAUACAUAAUAUGAUUAUUACUUCGAUAUUGACUAUAUAUUGUAAUAAAAAUAAUGAAAAAUAUUGUAGCUUUUAAGGUCAUAUUUUUACAAACAACAUUAGCAAUCUAGCAGCCAUAGUUUUUAGCUUAAUUAGUUUAGAUGCGAUUUAAAUGAAAACAACUGUUGUAUAAUUGAUUGUUUUUUUUAUUGUAACAAAUAAUUUUCUUAUGACUACACGCACAUGUGACUUUUCUUUUUGUUUUAUGACUAUUUACAAAAUAAUAAAACAAUAAGACGCGACAUUUGAAUAAACGAUUAUAUAUAUAUGUAUAUAUAUUAUUAUCAUUUUACAUAAUAUAUAUGUAUGUAUGUAUUUAUGUAUGCAUGAAUAUAUAUUUACAAAAUAUAAUAUUGUUCAUAUUCAUACAUACAUUUUCGCAUAUUCAGUACAUAUAGUAUUUGACACGAUAAUGAAAUAGUAUACUCAGUUAGCCUUUAAGAAACGGCCAAACAGUCUAAUGCUAUUAGCUAGUCUAUUGUAGUAAUUUUCGCUCGAAUGUCACCUGACUCUUGCUGUUGGACUAGUACCACUGACGUUUUCAGCUAUAGAAUCCUUGGAUAGGUUGAGCGGCAUACAAUCUAACAGUAAAACAAAAAUAUUAAAUGUCUAUGUAAUUAUAAUAAUACUUAUAAAUAAUAAGUAAAAGGGUUAAUUUUAA